GUACCAUUAAAUGCUGCACUGGUAUAGCUGGGUAUAGCGCAGUGCACAGAAUUUUCAGUGCAUUAAUUUGUAUGUAAAACAUAAUGUGAUAGAUAGCAAAUGUACUGGAGGUGUUUAAAUAAAAUUGCACGAUUGCCAGAGAACUUCGGAGAAAUUGAUUCCCUCAAUCGAGGGAUUUUAAACAGGACGUCCGGAAAAGGGAAACCGUCUACAGGUUAGAGACAUCUCGGAUAAAGAACGGUCAAGCGUAAAGUCCAAUGAAAGCGCGAUAAAAUAGGAAAGCAGGCCCGGUCUCGCAAACAAUAAAAUCAAACGGAAAAUGGAUAGUGCUAAAGUAGAUGACGAGAAUCAACGAAGUAUCAAUGACGGCGACUGGAUCUGCCCCGAUUCGCAAUGUGCUAAUGUAAACUUUGCAAGAAGAAAUUCUUGUAAUAGAUGUGGAAAAGACAGAGGAGAAUGUCCGAAGAAAAAGAAACUAGGACAAGAAAUUGGCAAAGCAGCUGCAGAGAAGAGCAGAGGAUUGUUCAGUGCUGACGAUUGGCAGUGCAGUAAAUGUGGAAACGUAAAUUGGGCCCGGCGGCAGCAGUGCAACAUGUGCAACGCACCGAAAUUCGGCGAAGUCGAGGAACGCACGGGAUAUGGAGGAGGCUACAAUGAUCGGGGAGUCGUCGAGUAUAAAGAGAGGAGAGACGACGAUGACGAGUACGAUGAAUUCGGGCGUCGUAGAAAGAAACGGAGGAUCGAGAAUCGCUCUGACGAUGAUUCCAAAGAUUCUAGGUAUAGCAGUCCACCCAGGAACAAGUCCAAAGACGAGGAUGAGAGGGGCGAAGUGGAAGAGGAAGAACAAGAACGAGAAGAGCAACACGACGAAGACGAAGAAGAGGAAGACGAUGAAGAGGGCGAUUUAUCGAAAUACGAUCUCAGCGAAUGGGACGAUUUCGCUGUUAAGAAAAAUACGAACGGCAGCACUGCAUCUUUGGAAGAGCAACAAUCAAGAGACAAAGACGACUGGCGCGAUUCAGGGACAUCCAGUCAAUGAGAAGCUGCGCAGAAGGUAAAAGAAAAUCCAGACUGAGCACGGUUGCUCUAAAAGAUGUAACGGAACGCAACAAAUUUAGUGAUUUAGCGAGCACCUUU
Ceratina calcarata is the source of this 1137-nucleotide messenger RNA. RefSeq names its product zinc finger Ran-binding domain-containing protein 2. Gene Ontology annotation, molecular function: RNA binding; lipopolysaccharide binding. The record is from RefSeq and is a predicted model, not a curated record. Gene Ontology annotation, biological process: RNA processing. The transcript has 8 exons. Lineage: Eukaryota; Metazoa; Arthropoda; Insecta; Hymenoptera; Apidae. Bases 320 to 1039 code for a protein of 239 amino acids.